Didymodactylos carnosus is the source of this 225-nucleotide messenger RNA. The record is from the annotation of a GenBank genome assembly. Lineage: Eukaryota; Metazoa; Rotifera; Eurotatoria; Philodinida; Philodinidae.
AUGAAAGAUGAAUUAAGGCUGGUACGAAAUGAUUUAAAUCAACUGGAGCAAUAUGAAAAGCGACGUGAUCUUCUUAUUUAUGGAAUUUCAUAUACGAAAGAUAAAAAUGUCACUGAUAUCGUCUUAAAAUUAGAUAAUACAUUAGGUUUAACACUAAAGGAAAAUGAUUUUAACGCAAUUCAUCGUUUACCACCUACAAAAAAUUCAGUGGACAAGACGAAAUAA